AUGGACUCAUACACGUACGAUUCCGACUACACCGAAUAUCAAGCCGACACUAAUGUCUCUCAGUGCUACUCGGGAGGAUUCGAGACCACCACCGGAAGCCUACAGACGGCGCUCGCCAGCCUAACAUUUGCUGUCAAAGGUUCCGGCGACCGUCGAGUCAGACGGCGCUCGCGAUCGCCCCAGAACAUCGACCGUUAUCAACCUGAUCGCGCGCGCGACUACGAUCUCCCCCCUCCCCGUCGCGAUGGAAACCAAAGGCGCUCUUCCCCUCCACCUGUUCAGGCUGGCAUCGAUCGCUACGUCCCGGGCCAAGACAACUUCACCCCAACCUUCACCACGAACCCGAUCCCUAAUCCAAUGUCCCUCGAAUACCAGGUGGGCUUCAACUUCUUCGCGGAGUGGUGGCGUGUUGAGCAGGUCAUCAAGGACGAGAAGGAGCGCGCGAAGAAUGGCGGCCGAAAGCCUGUACUAAAAGGCGAGCGCGAAGCUCGUGAGGAGCGAGGCAAGGAGCGUGAACAGAUUCAAGCCGCAUAUGACGAAUACAAGGAGAAGCUACAAGUGCAGAUGGCCAAGACCUUCGUGGACAAGCACAAGGCCGAGGAAUGGUUCAAAGAACGUUACGACCCCGAGUAUGACCAGGCUUUCAAGCAGAAGCUGAAGGAAUACCGUCAUGGCAUCUACGCUGACUGGGAGCGUCAACUCGACGAAGGUUACUUUGAUGAAUUCACGCUCGAAGGCAUCUACGAGAACGACUCUAACGGCGCAGGCGGCAUCGUCGAGAAAGAGGAGGGCGAGACUACUGCAGCCAAUGAAGUAUUGGGCGUGGGUGAUCUGUUGCCCUGUAAGGGCGGUGAGAUCAGAGACGAGUCUGCCUUCCAGCCUACACUUCUCAUCAAGACCAUCGCGCCCACAGUCAACCGCGAAAAGGUCGAAGAGUUCUGCAAGGAACACCUAGGUGAAGGCCCAGGGGGCUUCAAGUGGCUUAGCAUGAGCGAUCCUAACCCGCUCAAGAAAUGCCAUCGUAUUGGUUGGGUCAUUCUCCACCCUGGAGAUGAGCAGCCUAUGGUCAUCGACGACCGUGGCGACGGGCGUGAUGAAGAAGGAGAGGAAGGCUCAAUUGAAGACAAGCCUGAUGUUCCACAAAACACGGCCCAGAAAGCACUCGAAGCUCUCAACGGCAAGACUGUAAACGACGAGGUUCGUGGAAACUUUACAUGCCACGUCGGUAUCCAUGAGCCACCUGCGGCUCCUCGCAAGAAGGCACUGUGGGAUCUGUUCUCCGCUCCCGAGCGAAUUGAGCGUGAUCUGGAAUUGGCUGAGCGACUAGUCCGUAAAUUGGACAGCGAGCUCAAAGUCGACCACGAAGAGCAGUCUGGCGAAGUGGAUGGUGUGGCCAAGAUUGAGCAGCGCGUUGAAGACAUCCGAUCUAAGGGCUGGCUUCAGCCACCAGCCAAUGCGCCUGCACCAGUCAAGAAAGAACGAGACCCAGAGGAUCUUGAAGAGGGCGAAGACGAAGUCAUGGAGGACGAUGAAGGCGCUUUCGAUGACGAGGUCGAUGAUGAAGAGCUCUUGGUGAAGAAAAAGAAGCUUGAUCUUUUGAUUGAGUACUUGCGCCGAGUUUACAACUUCUGCUUUUUCUGCGUGUUCGAGAGCGACUCCGUCCACGAGUUGAUUCGCAAGUGUGCUGGUGGACAUCUUCGACGGCCCCGCGCCAGCUUGACGACGGCUGCAAAGGCCACGGCCAGGGCUACCGCCAACGGUGAAGCCUUCCCGUACCGCAAGCAAGAGGGCCAAGGCGAUGCCGAGGCCAACGGAGAUAGCCCCAUCGAAGAGCGGAAGCCGCUCAAGAUGAGUGGCAAAAAUCAACAACAGCUUCAACGUGCGUACAACUGGGUCAAGACCUACGAGGAGAAGCUUCUGCAAUUACUUGAACCGGAGAAUGUCGACAUCCGCAAGUUGGGCGGUAAGCCUCUUGAGGAAGCUAUGGAAGAUGAGAUGGCGCGCUACGUCAAGCAGGAGGAUGAGUCAAAGUGGCGUUGCAAAGUACCAGAAUGCACCAAGCUUUUCAAGGGCCAGCACUUCUGGCGCAAGCAUGUCGAGAAACGUCAUCCGGAAUGGCUGGAGAAGCUUGAGAAAGAUCUCCGGCUUGUGAACGCGUACGUCGUUGACCCAGCACACAUUGCUCCAUCCCGCAGCGAUGCCAAUAGUAAUGGCCACUUCCCCAUGGGCAACCACGUACAGGCCACCGGCACACCGCGCGGAUUCAACCUGGCCAGCAUGAACAUGGGCAUGCCAGGCAACGGCAUGCAGAAUGGCAUGUUCAAUCCUGCCAUGGGCAACUGGGACCCCAACGCUGUCCAUGAUGAUCGCCAGGCCGGACCCAUGCGACGAGGCGGCGGUCGCUUCAACAACAACCGAACUGGCCCUUACGACAGGCAGAACCGAGACGGUCGCAACCGACCUAACGGUGCUAAUGGCCGUCUCACACCUCCCCCGCGUGGUGGACGACCAGGGGUUCAACGUUUCGGUGACGGUGGACCUGGUCCUGUUCAGUCAACACAGGGUCGCUCGAUCAAGAGCUACGAAGAUCUGGACGCAGUAGGCGGAGGCGGAGGUGGAGAGCUCAACUACUGA
Parastagonospora nodorum SN15 is the source of this 2634-nucleotide messenger RNA. RefSeq lists its product as hypothetical. Gene Ontology annotation, cellular component: kinetochore. The transcript has 3 exons. The record is from RefSeq and is a predicted model, not a curated record. NCBI's taxonomy places the organism in Eukaryota, Fungi, Ascomycota, Dothideomycetes, Pleosporales, Phaeosphaeriaceae. The coding region runs from base 1 to 2634 and encodes 877 amino acids.